Messenger RNA from Ailuropoda melanoleuca (giant panda), 3641 nucleotides. RefSeq names its product sorting nexin 2 (gene SNX2). Gene Ontology annotation, molecular function: phosphatidylinositol binding. The transcript is spliced from 15 exons. The record is from RefSeq and is a predicted model, not a curated record. Gene Ontology annotation, biological process: early endosome to Golgi transport; intracellular protein transport. The coding region runs from base 60 to 1619 and encodes 519 amino acids. Gene Ontology annotation, cellular component: endosome membrane; retromer complex; endosome. NCBI's taxonomy places the organism in Eukaryota, Metazoa, Chordata, Mammalia, Carnivora, Ursidae.
GCGUGCUCACGUGACAGGUCCGCGAGGCCCCGCUCGCGCAGUCGUCUGGACGAGCGAAGAUGGCGGCCGAGAGGGAGCCUCCUCCGCUGGGGGACGCGAAGCCCACCGACUUUGAGGAGCUGGAGGACGGAGAGGACCUGUUCACCAGCACUGUGUCCACCCUAGAGUCAAGUCCAUCAUCUCCAGAACCAGCUAGUCUUCCUGCAGAAGAUGUUAGUACAAACUCUAAUGGUCCGAGACCUGCGGAGGUGGUGUUAGAUGACGACAGAGAAGAUCUUUUUGCAGAAGCCACAGAAGAAGUUUCUCUGGAUAGUCCAGAAAGGGAACCUAUUCUGUCUUCAGAACCUUCUCCUGCAGUCACACCUGUGACCCCUACGACACUCAUUGCUCCGAGAAUUGAAUCAAAGAGUAUGUCUGCUCCUGUGAUCUUCGAUAGAUCCAGGGAGGAGAUUGAUGAAGAAGCAAAUGGAGAUGUUUUUGAUAUAGAAAUUGGUGUGUCAGAUCCAGAGAAAGUUGGUGAUGGAAUGAAUGCUUACAUGGCAUAUAGAGUAACAACAAAGACUUCUCUCUCCAUGUUCAGUAAGAGUGAAUUUUCCGUGAAAAGAAGAUUCAGUGACUUUCUUGGUUUGCAUAGCAAGUUAGCAAGCAAGUAUUUACAUGUUGGUUAUAUUGUGCCACCAGCUCCAGAAAAGAGUAUAGUCGGCAUGACCAAGGUCAAAGUGGGUAAAGAAGAUUCAUCAUCCACUGAAUUUGUAGAAAAACGGAGAGCAGCUCUUGAAAGGUAUCUUCAAAGAACAGUAAAGCAUCCAACUUUACUACAGGAUCCUGAUUUAAGGCAGUUCCUGGAAAGUUCAGAGCUGCCUAGAGCAGUUAACACACAGGCUCUGAGUGGAGCAGGAAUAUUGAGGAUGGUGAACAAGGCUGCCGACGCUGUCAACAAAAUGACAAUCAAGAUGAAUGAAUCGGAUGCAUGGUUUGAAGAAAAGCAGCAGCAAUUUGAAAACCUGGAUCAGCAACUUAGGAAACUUCAUGCUAGCGUCGAAGCUUUGGUCUGUCAUAGAAAAGAACUUUCAGCCAACACAGCUGCCUUUGCUAAAAGUGCUGCCAUGUUAGGAAACUCUGAGGACCACACUGCUUUAUCUAGAGCUUUGUCUCAGCUUGCAGAGGUGGAGGAGAAGAUAGACCAGUUACAUCAAGAACAAGCUUUUGCUGACUUUUAUAUGUUUUCAGAACUACUUAGUGACUACAUUCGUCUUAUUGCCGCAGUGAAAGGUGUGUUUGACCAUCGAAUGAAGUGCUGGCAGAAAUGGGAAGAUGCUCAAAUUACUUUGCUCAAAAAACGUGAAACUGAGGCAAAAAUGAUGGUUGCUAACAAACCAGAUAAAAUACAGCAAGCUAAAAAUGAAAUAAGAGAGUGGGAGGCGAAAGUACAGCAAGGAGAAAGAGAUUUUGAACAGAUCUCUAAAACAAUUCGAAAAGAAGUGGGAAGAUUUGAAAAAGAACGAGUGAAAGAUUUUAAAACUGUUAUUAUCAAGUACUUAGAAUCAUUAGUACAAACACAACAACAGCUGAUAAAAUACUGGGAGGCAUUCCUGCCAGAAGCCAAAGCCAUUGCCUAGCAAGAAGAUUUCUGUUACGAAGAUCUUGGAUGUUUGUUCCCGUUAUGCUGAAUUCCACAGUGAAAUCAUUUAAAACCAUCUAAAUAAACCACUCUAUAUUUUCUGAAUUACAUGUGGUUUUUUUAUAUACAUAUAUAUGUAUAUAUCUAUACUCUGACAUUUUAUGACAGGCUGCAUGUCCUGACCCUCUUUGAAUUAAGCGAACUGUGGCAUGACAUUCUGCAAUACUUUGCUGAAUUGAACACUAUUGUGUCUUAAAUAUUUGGCACUAAAAGGUGCACUGCAAGGCCAGAAAAUUUUACAAUAUUUUUUUCUUUAGUAUGUUCUUCUGUAGUAUGUUCUCCCUCUUUAUGAAGUGAAUUAUCAAUGCAUUGAUUAAUGUUCACUUAUACAUUCCUGUACAGAAAUUAUGAUUUUGUGAUUACAGUAAUAAAAUGAUAUUCCUUGUGAAGUAUUUAGUAACAAAUUAUUUGGGUAUGUAAACAUGUUAGAGAGCUUUUAAAAGCAUUUUUAAUCAGAAGAAAUUUUUGCUUCUAGAUGUACGUAGGUGAUGCUCUGAUCCAUUAAUUUUUUUUAGUUGACAGAAAAAGCUGAACUCUUUCAUUAUAAAUGACUAAAUGAAGGUUAAGUUCUCUUCUGAAAUCAUCAUAAACCAAAGAACAUAUAUCUUUUGCAUAAAGGAGAGAAUGAAUACUUUCUUUGCUUGUUUUACUCCUAUCCCUAUUACCAGUGCCCAAUUUAGGAAUUAGGAAAAAAAUGUAUUUUUGUGCUUCCGUUUUAAGUUCUCUGAUUUUGCUCAUCUUCUAUCUCCAAAGUCCUAGACUUUGCAUGUAUUUAAUUUAUUCUUUGCCUUUUCUUUGUUUUUCAUUUUAAACUAAAGGUAAGAUCAUCUGUGGUCAUAACUGACAAAGAAUGGUACCAUGCUAAAAUUCCCCAUGAUUCGAUGAAUAACCAAGGAUACUGGAAAGCACAUUUGAAGCAAAAUGAAUUUGUCUUUGGCACCCUUCUUACCUAUACUGUAUCUUGUUCAGAUGGCUGUUAUCUAAUAACCCUUGAUGCUAACAAAAGUUUAAGUUGUGACUGGCAUCAGUGUUUUCAUUUUUUAAAGUGUUUUUAAAGAUGCCUCUCUGAAAUUUACCAGUUACAGCUCCUAGAGUAGUCAAAUAUGGUAUGUGUAGCUGAGUCCUCUCUAGCCCUUUACUGGAUACAAUUAAUACAUCAGAGUAUGCUCAGGAUAUGUUUGCUUCCACUUCUUUUUAAGCCUACUGUAGGCAUUACUGAUUUUUAGACUCCUAGAACUCAGAAGAGUACCUAACACGUAAUAGGUUAAUAAGAAAGACUGGAUGAACAGGAAAAGAAAAUCCUGGAAGAUGCAAAAUAAUACAUGCUACCUUAAGAAGCAGUAACUGAAGCAGAAAUAGGACUUCCCCUGUUGCUUCUGUUAGAGAUAACUUAGAAACUUUGGAGAAAUGAGCAAUUCAUAGUAAUAUCACAUGCUAUCUUGUCCCAUUAAUCCUGAGCAAAAUCUACAGUGAUGUUUUACUGUUACAGACAUCGUUGCAUUACUUCCAAAGAUACAGUUUACAUGGUAGGUCAAUAACUUAGUUAUUCCAGUCAAAAUCUUCCAUUCUUCUGUGGUAUGUUCAUUAGAAUAUUCAGUACCUCCAAAUAAAAUAAUAAAUAUUUUCAUUCUUGAUCAAGCCGAAGAGAGUAACAGACCCUGACACCGUUCCAGACUUCAUUCCUCUUAACCUUCACUGAAAAAGGAGUCUGUUGGAAAUACCAAAUAAAUUAUAUGAGCCUCUGAUAGCUACCAACCUUUUUAGUAUCUUCACUCGGCUCACUUCCACCUGUCAAUCUUCACAUCUAUUCAUGUUACUAAAAUACUUUACUCCAGUAAAUAGAACAAGGGCAUUAAUUGUGCUGAUAACAUAGUCUCUUGUAUAGAUCUGAAUUUUUUUUUUCUUAAACCAGAUGAAGAAGGACUAAGCCUGUUACAGUGGGACAAGCUGAACCUGGAGU